This is a messenger RNA of Acanthaster planci (crown-of-thorns starfish), 1429 nucleotides long. Its product is annotated as alpha-1,6-mannosyl-glycoprotein 4-beta-N-acetylglucosaminyltransferase-like. NCBI's taxonomy places the organism in Eukaryota, Metazoa, Echinodermata, Asteroidea, Valvatida, Acanthasteridae. Gene Ontology annotation, molecular function: acetylglucosaminyltransferase activity. The record is from RefSeq and is a predicted model, not a curated record. Gene Ontology annotation, biological process: protein N-linked glycosylation.
GCUAUAUGUCUGAAUAAUGCACCUGUACAUAAAGGCCGAUUGGGAAAGAGCAACUCUGCAAAGUAAGUUCCAAAACUAACGGACGGUUGCAGCUUGUCGCUUGUUGAAAUCUUCGUAAAUUCUACUUCCAUUCAAGAUGAGAUUCUGGCACAGAAAUACAGCUGCCUACAUGAUUACCCUGGCGAUUAUUCUGACGACGAUGUAUUACUUAUUCACGAUCAGAGACAACACAAAGGGACGUGUACCUGACGGACCAUCUCGACCGAAGCCAUUAUUGACGAUGGAAUACAAAUCCAAUAAAAAAAUACGAACCAAGAAUCAACAUGAAGAAGUAUUGUUGAAUCAGAGACCGGGUAAACCUGCAAACAAGACUCUGGAACGGCUUGAUGUAUCCCGAGUGAUGAGCUGUAUGGACCUGGAGCACUUUGACAGAGAAAAGGCCUUAGUGAUUGGACAUCGCAAAAAACAGAGAGGCUUCCUUACAAUUGGUAUAACGAAUGUCAAGCGGAAGAACACAAGCUAUCUGAAACGAACACUUGAAUCCCUAAUUAGCAAUGCCAAUGAAGCUGAGAGAUCCAAACUCCGCAUCGUCGUCUUUGCGUGUGAUUUGGAAGAAAAAGCUCGCCAGGAAGCUCGGGAUAUUGUAUCCAAAAGCUUCCCUGAGCACGUUCAGAGUGGCUUGCUUCAGUUGAUAGAGGCCCCAAAGUCUUUCUAUCCGCCACUGGAAAAUCUGAAGCAAACAUUUAAUGACCCAAAUGUACGAGUGAAAUGGCGAUCCAAGGAGAACAUUGACAAUGUGUUUCUUUUUGCUUACUCCGUCAACAUGUCUGAUUAUUACAUGCUACUUGACGAUGAUCUUAUCACCUUCUCCGGGUACUUCCAGAGGAUCUACAACUUCGUUGCUAAGCACCAGAAAAAUCAUUGGAUACUGUUGGAUAUCUCAGAGAGAGGCACGGGAAAACUAUUCCGCAAUAACGACUUACUCCCUCUCGCACGGUUCCUGGUACAGUUUUACCAGGAACAGCCGGUAGAUCUCCUGCUGCACUCCAUGAUGAGACUUACAAAUCAGAACAAUCAUUUUGUGGUCGAGCCUCCUUUAUUUAAGCAUAUCGGAGUUGUAUCCUCUCUCGAGCUGAAAAACAAAAAUGGCGCAUAGGACCGAAGAAGAUCCCCAAUGGGGACAGAGAAGAUAAUGUGAAAGAGCAGAAGCUGACCCAGAACUGUGUCCGUUCUCGACAGCCUUUCCAUGUCGAAUGUUCCUUGGCCUUAAAGCAUUGCUUUUUUCACCGGUGAUGUCUUUUUAUAUGGUUUUUAAUUUUCGAUUUAACGCUGAAGAUAUGAUUUUAAUGACCCAUCUAAUUUAACACACGAAAUGCCUUGCGUUCAUUUUCCAUGCGGAGUGGCAUGAAUAAAAUAUAGUUCAAAUUUA